Aspergillus niger is the source of this 1116-nucleotide messenger RNA. RefSeq lists its product as uncharacterized. Lineage: Eukaryota; Fungi; Ascomycota; Eurotiomycetes; Eurotiales; Aspergillaceae. Bases 1 to 1116 code for a protein of 371 amino acids. The record is from RefSeq and is a predicted model, not a curated record. The transcript is spliced from 2 exons.
AUGCGUCUCCGUUUUCUGUGUGUAGCGGGCGCCUGGCUGGCCAGCUGUGCUGCCAGUCCAGCUGCCAGUCGUUCUGCGGAUGCUUCCGUGCCCCAAAAGGCACUUGCAAACUCGCACGCCUCCUUCCCCAUCGUCACCGGCCAUGAGAUCCAUAUGCCAUAUGCUACAAUCCCAGGAUCCAAGGAGGAUGAGGCCAAGUAUACCCCCAGACCAUAUCUGGCGAUGAAAAUCCGCACGGAGAGCAAUGCUCUAUUUGUUAAUGAUGUUCCCGUCUUCCCGAGUUCGUUUCCCAUGCACUUACCGGCAACCCGAUACCAGGACGUGUCCGGUCAAAACCCGGAGCAUCUGCUCCUGCAGUACGCGGUGGACAUCGAAUACAUGCCCCCCCGUCCAGAUGGAUCCUUGGUGCAAGACAUCUACCGUGUGCAACUCAAGUUUUUCGAUCUCUCCGGCCAUCCUGCCACGACGAAUACCGUCCACGUUCGAUUGUCCACGCAGCAGUCGGGCGAAUUGUACAUUACACAGAUCAUCGUCGAGCCAUUUCUCGACUACUACCAUGAUGCCCAUGGCGAUGGAAACUGUGUCUGGCGCACCAAGUACUGGAACCUGAUUAUGGAAAAGUACCGUGCCUGGCGCGAGCAGAAAGGACCCGGCCAUCACAAAGGGCCCGAGUCGCAGAAGAGUGACGACCACGAACACAAUGACCAUCAUCAUCACCCCAAGGCAAACAGCCCCAUCUCCAAGGAACAGCCCACAGCACACCAGGAGGAUCAAGAAAAUAGCUCACUUCCCAAGGCUGAUCCCAGCAACAGUGCACCCGAGUCCCCGUUCCGGGUGUAUGGGGUGGACAAGUCUCUGCGACCGACGGCUUUGCGUAACAAGGAUUACCGCCGGGACUUCUGGCGACUGGUGGUGCCCGCCAUCAUCCCGGGACUCCUGGGCGCGGUGGCUGGAUUGGUAGUGUGCACGAUGGGGCUGCUCCUCUGGAAGAUGGUGGCAUGCACGUGUGCCAGGAUGCAGGGUCGGAGAUGUCGGAAGCAUUGCCAACGGAAGCAAGGCGUUUGCUUAUCGGAAAAGCAACGUCUGCUGCAGCAGGAUCAGCUGAGUGAGGCGUAG